Messenger RNA from Echinostoma caproni, 615 nucleotides. NCBI's taxonomy places the organism in Eukaryota, Metazoa, Platyhelminthes, Trematoda, Plagiorchiida, Echinostomatidae. The record is from the annotation of a GenBank genome assembly.
AUGACAAAAAGUUCCGGACUACGUACCGCGGGCGGUCGAGUUCACUCGGACGCGUCUCAAUAUCAACCCACCAGCCUGAUACGAUCAGGGCAUGCACGUCAAACGUUAGCUCGCUCCGGUCUGUUCUCCUCCGGUCUGAACAUAAUAAACAUUCCCCGUUCACCUCGUCCCGAAUCGGAACCAGGUGUUUGGCCGCAGCCGCGGGUUUCACAAAAUCGUGACAGCGCUAAUAAUCACAAUAAUAGUGGCAACACAGUAGAUGAUCAGUCUGUGUACGCGAAACGACGUCCACCGAGUAUUUCCCAACAUUCACGACACUAUCGAAACGAGACACGGAAAAAUGGUCGCUCACGAGAUUCCGGAUCCAAUCUGUCCCAGUCCAGUGAUGCCAUCCCCGUCGGACCACGAGGGUCCGUGGAUAGCGGUUCCAAAUUGUCGCUCAAAAAUCAGGAAGCGGCUAGUAUGGAGAAUUUGCAUUCCAUAUCAAAACAUUCCGGAUUGGGUAGACAUAAAUCAUCCAGUUAUCCCAAGUUCAUGAAUACGUCGACACGGUUAUCGUCGGGCAAUACCAAUGUACUCAUGCUAGAAAAACUACCCAGUGGUUUGGUUCACUAG